UAGGAUGGCCAACAUGGGUUCGAUGCGUAUUCUCAUCAAGGGAGGGAAGGUGGUCAACGAUGACUUCACCCAGGAAGCAGACGUCUACAUUGAGAACGGCAUCAUUCAGCAGGUUGGAAAGGAGCUGAUGAUACCGGGCGGGGCGAAGGUGAUUGACGCCUCUGGAAAGCUGGUGUUGCCGGGCGGAAUAGACACCAGUGUGCAUCUGCAGCAGACCUUCAUGAACGCCAGCAUUCAGGAUGACUUCUACAGCGGGACCAAGGCGGCUCUGAUGGGUGGUACCACCAUGGUGAUGGCUCUGGCCCUGCCUGAACAGCACUGCUCCCUGGUGGACGCCUACGAGAACUGCAGAGCUCUGGCCGACGCCAAGGCCUGCUGCGACUACGCCCUGCACGUCGGGGUCACCUGGUGGGGGCCGAAGGUGCACAAUGAGAUGGAGACCCUGGUGAGGGAGCAUGGAGUGAACUCCUUCCAGAUGUACAUGGCCUACAAAGACUCGAUGAUGCUGAGGGACUCGGAGCUGUACCAGUCGCUGCAGACCUGUAAGGACAUCGGGGCCAUCGCUCGCGUCCACGCCGAGAACGGAGAGCUGGUGGCAGAGGGUGCCAAAGAGGCUCUGGAGCUGGGCAUCAAUGGACCAGAGGGGAUUGAGAUCAGUCGACCAGAGGAGCUUGAGUCUGAGGCUACUCACAGGGCUAUCACCAUCGCCAACAGGGCUCACUGCCCGAUCUACCUGGUGAAUGUGUCCAGUGUGUCUGCCGGAGACAUGAUUGCUGCUGCUAAGAUGCAAGGUAAAGUGGUCCACGCAGAGACCACAGUAGCUCAUGCUGUUCUGAACGGGAUGCACUACUACCACCAGGACUGGAUUCAUGCUGCCGCCCACGUCACCGUCCCUCCUCUCCGCAUCGACCCCAACACACCCAGCUACCUCAUGGGCCUGCUGGCCAAUGACUCUCUGAGUGUGGUGGCAUCGGAGCACCGUCCAUUCAGCACCAAGCAGAGAGCUCUGGGUAAGGAGGACUUCACAAAGAUCCCUCAUGGGUUGGCUGGAGUCCAGGACAGGAUGAGUGUCAUGUGGGAGAGGGGAGUGGUUACAGGAAAGAUGGAUGAGAAUCGUUUCGUGGCAGUGACAAGCUCUAAUGCUGCAAAGAUCUACAACCUGUACCCACGCAAGGGUCGUAUCAUCCCCGGAGCUGACGCUGAUCUGGUGGUCUGGGACCCAGAUGCAGCGAGGACGAUCUCUGUGAGCACUCAGGUGCAGGGCGGAGACUUCAACGUGUACGAGGGUCUGCGCUGCCACGGCGUCCCCCUGGUCACCAUCAGCCGAGGACGCCUGGUGUGUGAGAACGGUGUGUUCAUGUGUGCCGAGGGAUCCGGAAAGUUCUACCCUCAGCGCACCUUCCCUGACUACCUCUACAAAAAGAUGGUGCAGAGGGAAAAGACCCAGGCGAUUAAAGGGGUGGACAGGGACCCUUACUCUGGUGAUGUAGCCAAGUUGGCAAACACCAUGAAGAAGGAGCUCGGUCUGGGCCCCAUGGAUGGAGACACCAAAGGCGUCCCCCGCGCCCACCAGGGGGUCCGAGACCUCCACGAGUCCUCCUUCAGCCUCUCAGGGUCUCAGGUUGACGACCACGUCCCGAAGAGGUCCUCGGCUCGGAUCCUGGCCCCCCCCGGCGGGCGCUCCAGUGGUAUCUGGUAAUCACUGCAGCCGGAGCUUCACCCGUCCGAGUCUCCUUGUUUUGUAUUAUUCUGCGCAACCAGGAAAACUGCACUGAUUUUCAAUCACAUGAUCAAAGUUAAGAGAGGCAAACAAAUAAAGCACACGUCUGUGAUUGGUGAAGAACUAACUGACGGUGCGCCAAAGUGACUUUUACAAAUCUAAUUUGUGUCUUAAUUGGAGUGACUGACCUGAUUAUUUACACGAGAGUGAAGGGCUAUAUAUGAAUUUAAAAUGUGUUGCCAAAUUCAAGCUGAUCAUACUAACGUUAAAGUGAACUCAUUAUCACCCUGCUCGUAUCCCGCGGAGAAACGCAAACUAAACAAACUGUGAGAGAUCAAAACCAGUACAGUUUUUGAAGGUUGGAAGUGAUGUCGACUGAAUUAUUUAAAAGUAUUAACUGGAUUCAGUGAAAUAUCUAUCACCCACAUACACUGUAGGCACCAUAGCUUUAGACUCACAUGAAGACGUGUAUGGAUUCUGUUUGUGAUUGAACACCCACUGUGCUCGGCUUCCUGCUGCACCGCGGGUUCCUCUAACACUGUUUUUAUUUCCAACGGGUGAUCUGUGCUGUGUGGUGAUGAAAUCCAACUGCUUCAUAAACACUGUGAUUUUACAGCUACACUAUCUAUAAUAUCCAUCCGUUUAUUUCCAUUACCUCUGACUGAGACAACACUCACGUAUCCCAGAAACAUCCUGCCUCACCUGCAACCUAGCAGGACUUUAUAGACUGAGUUACAGAAGUAGUGUAGUCUUUUCUGUAUGUAUAGACUUUGGAAAGACUGGGGAGAAGGAAAGAUAAAGAGUAAGUGAUUUAAAGGGGUAAACAAGAAGGACAGCGUUCUGUUAUUUUUCUGCUGAUAGUACAGAACAUAACAUUAGGGCUUGAAAUGAUUUAAAUAAAUUAGAAUCUCAUUCACCAGAGAGAUUACUGUCUGAGGGAAAGUAGGAGCUGCUAAAAACACCAGGGGCCUCAUCCAUCAAAAUGUGCAAGUGUAAACGUCUGUGUUAUUGCCAGUUAAGGAAAUAAUAAGGAAGAAUAUAGUAAAUGAAAAGGAGUAUGAACAGGAAUGGAAAAAAGGGAAGAAAAUUAAAGAUUUAGUUGGAAAGUUUCCUUCAAUCUGAGUCUCUAGGUUAGUAAUUACCAUUUGCACCGUUUAUGAACACACUAAUCUGAUUGCACAGCUAAUAAAUGAGGAUGAUGAUACCCUAGAGAUCGCACGUAGAGGGCCCCGAAAGUAACAACAAGAAGGGAUGUUAUGUUGUUGAAUUUCAGUAGUAUCUAGAGGAUUUUGAGAGUAAACUUCCUGUUUUUAGGUAAAUAAAAAAGGGAUUUCUUGUCCAGAGCAGGAAGAUUGAGCUGCACAGCCUGAAGAAACUUUCUCUUCUCAUUCCUGCCUACCAGUAUUAUAUUUAUACAUGAUCACCUCUUGUCUGUGAACUAUAUACUUAGGAUGUUUGUUUGUUUUGUUUUUUAGUUGAAAGAAUACAUGUGCCAAUGUGAAUCACUCGUGCAACACCCACACCCAUGCAUGAAGAGCACCACGCGGAGACGGAGCAGUAAAUCUCUUGCAGGCUCACAACAAUGGUGCUGUUUUUUUUUUACUAUAACCUACUGCUGUAUACAACUACAUUAUUUUACUGUUGGAUGGAUUUGUUGUUUUGAAGGCACUGUGACUGGUUGGUGGCUGUGUGUGUUUGUAGGUUGUUGUCGUGUCGGACAGUGAAACUGUUGAAUCUGUAAGUGGCUGCUUGUUUCUUACCACACGAAUAAAGAGAAAAAAAAUAACA
Messenger RNA from Gymnodraco acuticeps, 3508 nucleotides. Its product is annotated as dihydropyrimidinase-related protein 5-like. The record is from RefSeq and is a predicted model, not a curated record. Gene Ontology annotation, molecular function: hydrolase activity, acting on carbon-nitrogen (but not peptide) bonds, in cyclic amides. Gene Ontology annotation, cellular component: cytosol; cytoplasm. Lineage: Eukaryota; Metazoa; Chordata; Actinopteri; Perciformes; Bathydraconidae.